AUGAGAACAAACGUGGUGUGUAGCCUGGGUCCGUUCUUCCUGCGUGACGUUGCCUUUUCCAUGCAUAAUAGAGAAGCCCCGUUCGGCUUGUUCAGGAUGGAGCCCAAAGAUGUGAGCGGCGACGCGGACCAGAUGGAGGUGUUCGUGCGACCGGAGAAUGCCAAUUACCAAGCGUUCGGGCGGCCGAAGAACGACCUGGUGCUGAGAGUCAUCGAGAAUAAAGAGGAGGGAAAGACGCUGGAGAGGAUCCCCGUGUGGUUUAUGCGGCAGGCUGGCCGCUACCUUCCGGAGUACCGCCAAAUGAGAAGCAGAAACGACUUCUUCGAGAUGUGCCAGAACCCAGAACUCUCCUCCCAAGUGACCAUCAUGCCCCUCAAGCGAUUCUCAUGUGACAUGCUUGUAAUAUUCUCCGACAUACUCAUCAUUUUUGUGGCCAUGGGGAUGAAGAUAAAAUUUAUUGACAGUGUUGGACCUACAUUCGAACAGACGGUUACCUCCUUUGAGCAGUUCCAAGGGCUAACCUUGUCACUAGAGGAAAUUAUAAACAAUAUGCACUAUGUGUAUGAUGCCAUCAGUUUGACGAAGAAGAAAAUAAACAAUGCAGUUCCAAUUUUAGGAUUCGCGGGAUCACCAUUUACUCUCUUUACGUACUUAACGAAAAACAACAAGAGGACAUAUGAAGACAGCAUUCGGAUGGUCUAUGAACGUCCGGGGGAUGUUCAUAAGAUUCUGAGUAAGUUAACUGAGGUGUGUGUAAGUCACCUCAUUAACCAGAUUGACAGUGGGGCAAAUGCUGUGCAGCUCUUCGAUAGCAAUGCGGAUAUCAUAGACACAAAUAUGUUUUCUCAAUUUAGUUUGUCUUAUUUAAAGAGAGUUAUCGACACAGUGAAGAAAUUCAGACCACAUGCAUUCAUCAUUUUAUUUUUGAAGGAGAAUUUCCAUCCAGAUUUGAAACACCUCAAUAUUGAUGUCCUUUCCAUAACACAUAAACAGCUAGCUUCGAAAACCUCCAGUUUUUAUUACGACCUAUUUAACGGGAAGAUUAUCCUGCAGGGGGCUCUGGACCCACACAUAAUGCUCCUAAACGAUGAGAAGCUCGUGUCGCAGUAUACAUCUGCGAUGAUUAAUCAAAUUAGGCGCACCAACAAGUACAUUGCCAACUUGGGCCACGGGAUGCUGCCCGGCUCGAGAGUCGAAAAUGUGCGGGCCUUCAUCGACGCCGUGGGGGGAUACUUCCCUGCGUAA
Molecule: messenger RNA, 1245 nt
Organism: Plasmodium inui San Antonio 1
Lineage: Eukaryota; Apicomplexa; Aconoidasida; Haemosporida; Plasmodiidae
Product: uroporphyrinogen decarboxylase
Exons: 2
Coding region: 1-1245 (414 amino acids)
Biological process (GO): heme biosynthetic process
Cellular component (GO): cytosol
Molecular function (GO): uroporphyrinogen decarboxylase activity
Source: RefSeq, a predicted model, not a curated record